AGGCUGGACUGCAGGAAUGUGAGUGUGUGUGAAUGUGUCUGAAGGGAAAGAAAGCAGUCCUGAUGGGACAGAGCCGUUUUGGAGGCAAAAGGAAACUCUGACACACAAAUCCGCGUCGCGUUUCCAAAAAUAACACACACCCUGGCUGGAAAACCAGAGCCCGAGCGCUUUUGGGGUGUUUGCUCUCCGACAGCCCAAACUCACUUUGAGGAGGACUAAAAGUUUUUGAGCUGAGGAAAGCAGCGCUGCAGCGAGCGUCUGGACGCGGACUCCCACAGAUGCGGGUGUGCGGGACUGAGCACUUACAGAGGGGGCUUCUUCUGCUUCUUAACUGUUUCUGAAGGAACUUUAUCACCGAGGAGUGGCUGACCUGACAGCGCAGUCUGAUCUCUCUCACGGGCAGUGGAGAUAUGCGAUGAUGAUGAAGAAGAUGAUGAAGAUGCAGAGCUCCGGUGGCCCCGCGGCUCUGAGCGGCUGCUGUGUCCGCUGGAGAGUGCGCUGUUCCGGGCUCUGCGCACUGCUGAUCGCCGCCGUCCUGCGCUGCUGCUCCGCGAACUCCGAUCUGCGUUUUGUGGAGAGUCCGGGUAACGUGACCUCGUCUCUGGGGAAGCCGGUGUCUCUGCAGUGUGUCCUGCAGGCGUUCGGGCUGGAUGAGGAGCCGCUGGACCUGCUGUGGCUGCGGGACGGCCGGACGCUGGAGUACGCCGACACCAACCAGAUUCAGAUGCUGGAAGAGGACCACAGCUGGACCGUCAUCAGCAAACUCACGAUCGAGGAGGUGCAGCUCUUGGAUAUGGGUGCGUAUCGGUGUGUGCUUUACUCUGGUGAAGAGGAGACGUCUUCUGCUGAGGGAUAUAUCCAGCUGGAAGGUCUUCCUCAUUUCUCGGUGGAGCCUCAGGAUCGGUCUGCGGUGGCGAAUGAGCCUCUGAGUCUGCGGUGUGAGGCUCACGGUCCGCCAGAGCCGGUGCGGGUCAUCUGGCUGCAGGACGGGGCUCCGCUGAAUGAACUGGAUGACCCUGUGGCCCUGUCGCCCUCCACACUCAACAUCUCAGGUCUGAAUAAGAGCAGCUCGUUCUCCUGUGAGGCGCACAAUCGUAAAGGUGUGGCGUCGUCUGCCACAGGUGUGGUGACAGUCCUUCCUUCUCCACCCAGCGCCAUAACAGCUGACGAGAUCUCCAACUCCAGCAUCCGUCUGUCCUGGCACUCCGGCUUUGGAGGAGUCUAUCCCAUCAGCCACUGCUCCGUCCAGGUGCAGGACUCCUCUGGAUCACUGGUCCAGGAUCAGCAGGUCAGCGGUGUGGUCGGUGUGUGUGUGAUCAAUGUGACGGCUGUGCUGAACGGGACAGAAGUGAUCUUGAGUUGGUCGGAGGUGUCUGGACGGAUCAACGGCCGGCUGCAGGGCUACAUGCUGGAGUACAGCACUCCCAAUGAGGAGCAGGCAGUGCUGGACGUGGGUUUAGACACAGAGCAGAGUGUGAAUCUGUCAGAGCCGCUGUCCAACAUUUCCUUCAGAGUGUGUGCGUACACUGGAGCGGGCCCGGGGCCCUGGACUGCCCAACACACACUCACACUCAUCCCCACAGAAACAGGCCAGUCCAGAGGUUCCCCCACUCCUGCAGUGUUCUCCUGGCACUGGUGGUAUGUGGUGAUGGCAGUGGCCGUGGCCGUGGCUUUGGCAGUGUUGCUGGCCGUCUAUGGGACCAGGCUGCGGCGCAAGGAGACACGAUUCGGUGAGGCGUUUGAGCCCAUGAUGGAGAGUGGAGAGCUGGUGGUUCGAUAUCGAGCUCGACGCACAUACAGCCGCCGCACCACUGAAGCUACACUGAACUCUCUGGGCAUCAGUGAUGAGCUGAAGCAGAAGCUGCAGGAUGUGAUGGUGGACAGACACAGACUGACCCUGGGAAAAACACUGGGAGAGGGUGAGUUUGGCUCUGUGAUGGAGGGUUCUCUCUCUCAGGAGGACUCGGUGCUGAAGGUGGCAGUAAAGACCAUGAAAAUCGCCAUCUGCACCCGCACAGAGAUGGAGGAUUUCCUCAGAGAAGCGGCCUGUAUGAAGGAGUUUGACCACCAGAACGUCAUGAGGCUCCUGGGUGUGUGUCUGCAGACUGUGGAGAGUGAAGGUUACCCGUCUCCGGUGGUCAUCCUGCCCUACAUGAAGCAUGGAGAUCUGCACAGUUACCUGCUGUACUCCAGACUGGGAGACUCUCCAGUGGCUGAAUGAGAACAUGAAUGUGUGUGUGGCUGACUUCGGCCUCUCCAAGAAGAUCUACAAUGGAGAUUACUACAGGCAGGGCCGCAUCUCCAAGAUGCCCGUCAAGUGGAUCGCCAUCGAGAGUCUGGCCGACCGAGUGUACACUACUAAGAGUGAUGUGUGGUCUUUCGGAGUGACCAUGUGGGAAAUCGCCACGCGAGGCCAGACGCCGUACCCUGGGGUGGAGAACAGCGAGAUCUAUGAUUACCUGCGGCAGGGCAACCGUCUCAAACAGCCUCCAGACUGCCUGGACAGCAUAUACUCCCUCAUGUUCUCCUGCUGGCUGCUGAGCCCCAAGGACCGGCCAAGCUUUGAGAUGCUGCGCUGUGAGCUGGAGAAGGUUCUGGAGGAUCUGCCGAGUCAGGACCCAGAGGAGAUCCUGUAUGUGAACAUGGAGGAGAGCAGUGGGGAGCUGGGGGCCACUGGGGGCCUGCCGUGUGCUCUGGGGGCCCUGAAGGGCUCGGUGGCCACAGUGGAGGUGCACCCACCCAGCCGGUACGUGCUCUGCCCACAGCUGGAGAACCAGCGGCUGCUCAGCGCACACUCCACCGACAGCCUGGAGCUCCCGGGCCUCGGGGCCGACCUUGACCCUGAACCUGAGCCCCAGCCAUCGUCCUGCUCCACACCCCUGCCAGAGAGACAGAGCCCGGAGCUGGAGCCCCACAGCAGGAGAGCGGCCUGGCACUGAGGGCCACACUGAGCCCUGCACACACACACACUGCUCUCCUGCUCCAUAUAUCACGUCCAGAAACAUGUUUCCAGGAGGAGUGUGACCCAUCUCACCCUCAGCCUCAGGGCCCGGACACCAGCUGUGCUGCCGGCCGCAUCUCUGGACCAAAAAGUUGCACAUGAACACACCAAACAGACAGUGGUGACCGAGAGUGUGUGUCCUGCGUCUGUGUGAGGCAUGUGUGUUUUCACACCAGCAGGGGGCAGUGUGUGUUUCUCGUCCACAAAGGGAAACGCAGCGCUCGGCUCCAUCAUCACAGUAAUCAUCAGUGCACAGAGGGAGUCACUCCUGCACAUAUGUCUGAUAAUCGAAUAAUCCGUAUAGUCUGAGAAUAUUUGAGAAAUGCAGCAACAUUACUGCCGCAUACUUUGCUUUCCUUAUCGACUUGUUUACUUUGGCACGUCACUUUAGUAUUUGUUCUCUGAUUCGUUACUGAAUAACCAAUCAGAACGCUCUCCUCAUCUGAUUAUACAUGCAGAAUCUGGCCAAUAAGCUCCUGAGGAGAGGCGACAUGUGGAGCACAAACACACUAGCCAGAUCCACGGCCAGCCCUCUUUAUUAAGACAUGAACGAUACGGCAGUCUGUACAGCGUGUGGAGGAGAUGACUGCUC
Messenger RNA from Danio rerio (zebrafish), 3593 nucleotides. Lineage: Eukaryota; Metazoa; Chordata; Actinopteri; Cypriniformes; Danionidae. The record is from RefSeq and is a predicted model, not a curated record.